Messenger RNA from Scophthalmus maximus (turbot), 4781 nucleotides. RefSeq names its product family with sequence similarity 13 member A (gene fam13a). Gene Ontology annotation, biological process: signal transduction. The transcript is spliced from 26 exons. Lineage: Eukaryota; Metazoa; Chordata; Actinopteri; Pleuronectiformes; Scophthalmidae. Bases 271 to 3606 code for a protein of 1111 amino acids. The record is from RefSeq and is a predicted model, not a curated record.
ACAUGCACUAAUCUGUGCUCAUGGGUUGGAAAGCGCACAGUCUGCCGGUAGUGCCAGCACUUCUCUUCACUGUCCCCCAGCGAGGAUUGUCUGUGUUGUGCUUUUGGACUAUUCUGAUGGCGUUUUUUAAGGUGAAAGGGAUUCCCACUACUGGGGAAAUUCCAAAAGUGUGUCCUGGCAUAGAGUGAAGAGAAGAGGAGGAGGAGGAGGGAAGUCAGCAGCAGUUUUUCACCCCAUCCUUGCCUCUGCAGGCGUCUGUUCUGCGGGAGAAUGGGGGCAGGAGCUCUGACCAUCUGUCACAACAAGACAGCAGUGCAGGUCAAAGAAGACAUGAAGAAGAUGGUCCAGAUACCCAUACUGAGAACCAGGAUGGUGGCAGCAAAGCAAACCAAGCUGUUUGGAGCGUCCCUGCUUGAGCUUCAAGAGACGGGCCUGGUGGAGGAUGGUGUGCCCCUGGUGGUGCGGAGGAUGGUCGAGCAUCUCGGCAAGCAUGGCCUACGUCAGGAAGGUCUGUUCAGAGUAAACGGGAACGUCCGAGCCGUGGAGACCCUGAAACAGCGGCUGGAGUGUGGAGAGGAAGUUGACCUUCUCUCGGAAUCCAACAUAUGUACGGUGGCCAGUUUGCUCAAGCAGUAUCUCAGGGACCUGCCCGAGGGUCUGGUCAACUCAACGGUCCAACAGGCGCUGAUACAGCACUACCAAGAGUGCGGUGAUGAUGGCUCCUGGUCAGAUAUGAGAGACCUACUCCAGCUGCUUCCAGAUGUCCACCACAGCCUCCUCCGCUACCUCUGCCACUUCCUCACCCUAGUGGAGUGCCACCACAAAGACAACCGCAUGACUGCCCUUAACCUCGCCACUGUAUUUGGACCCAGUGUCUUCCACGUGGCUCCUAGUUUCGAAGCAAUGAAGGACCAAAAUAUCUUGAACAAGAUCAUGGUCAAGCUCAUCCAGAACUACUGCAAUAUAUUUGAGACUGACAAAGAAAAAGAAGGCUGCACAGAAGAACUACCAACCCUUAUCAUUGUCAAGGAGGUGCGCAUGACGGAUAGAGACACAAAGACGUCACUCAGCCACCUCGAUGCAAAGACACCGACACCAGUUCCCAGGACGAAAGUUGGACAAACAGACCUACUAGAAAAUGCAGGACUUCCAAGCAAAUCCUCCACUUACACUGCAAAGGCAAGAACAAGGAGGAAGAAGGUGAAGAAAGGGAAAAGUGACGGCAUGCCUGAAGCCGUCACUUUUCCUCUGCCCAGCCGCUCUGCUCAGCCGCCCCAUGCGAGGUCCCACUCCAUAUCGAUAGUUUUGCCCCUUACCUCUGAGCUGAGGAGUCAGAGUCCAGAGGCGAUGGACACAGCUCCCGUACCCCUGGCUCGCCGUGGCGCCCCAGACGCUGCCUCGCACCCCAGCCAUCUCGGUGUCAGCCCCUCUGGUAGCAUGGAGGCCCUCAGUAGUUCCCAAGAAGAAGAGAGGUCAAUAUCUCCUUUCUUCAUGAGUAACCACCUCUCCCCUGUACACUGCAGACCAGAUGUGGUGAAUUUCCUGGACAGGACGAUACGUUCAGCGGUGGAGCAGCACCUCUUUGAAGUGAACCCUUUACAGGAUCAAAGUUCAGAGGAGUGUGAGUUGACCCCUCGUCCGCCGUCUCCAAAGGUGACGCCGACUGCGCGACAGAGACGUCGACGCCAGAGAGAGCAGCGGCAGGAGGAGAGCCCGAGGCAAAGGGAACGAAACAGAGCUGCGUCCAUCACGGCAGACACCAACAAGGAGAACAUCCCGUCGAGCGGUGGAAGCAGCUCCGGCAGCGUGGGCGAGGACACGGGCGGCGGCAGAAGCGUGGACUCACAGGGAGGCCAGACGGGUCACACGGAGCAAACCCCCGAACCCAGGAAAUCAAAACACAGUCCCACGCUGGUGCAGCUCACCGACAACCGGGAUGCACGCACAGUAAAGGAGUGUGUUGACGAGAGACCUGGAGCGAAGCACAUGGAGACGUUUGAGAAAAGGAAUGGCAUUUCAAGAAAAGAUGGUCUUCCUUCUUCUCCACUGACGUUGAGGAUGAAGAUCCAGGAGUCGCCUGUCACCUGUGACACGGGGAGGGUCAGUGGCGGAGAGGUGCGAGACUCGGACUGCGAGAGGACGAGCUGCGAGGAUGUUCCUCGGCUGGACCUGACCACGCUGACCGAGGACGACAACUGGGGAGGUUCUUCAUUUUUUAACGCCCCCUUCCUUGAUUUCAAAAGCAUUUUCCAUCCAAGCUUUUGUGAUGAACCAGUCCCAGCGUACUCGUCUCUGCAGAGGGAGAGUAUGGACCGCGAGGAGGCUCGACUCUCCCCUCACGCCGGGGGACGACUGAUCCAGCAGCUGCUGGAGGAAGACAGCGACCCGAUGCUGUCCCCUCGAUUCUACGCCUACGGACAUUGCCAGCAGUACCUGGACGACACCGAAGUGCCUCCCUCACCGCCAAACGCGCACUCGUUUGUCAGUCGCAGGCGGAGUUCGUCUCUCGGCUCCUGUGACGAUGAGAAAGAGGAGCUGACGACGGCUCAGCUCACCAAGAGGAUUCACAUCCUGAAGAAGAAGAUCCACAGAUACGAGGAGAGGUUCGAAGAGGAGCGGAAAUACAGGCCUUCCCACAGUGACAAAGCUGCAAACCCAGAAGUGCUGAGGUGGGUCAACGACCUGGCCAAACAUCGCAAAGAGCUCAAAGAACACAAGCUGAUGAAGUCCGAAGAGGAUCUGCCGCCCCUGACGCGUCAGCGCAGCAACACGCUGCCCAGAAGCUUCGGCUCGCAGCUGGAGAAGAAACCUCAGCAGGAGAAAGUGCCGAAGCCGCCGGUGGAGACCACGCUGGAAACGAUUCUAAAGAAGCUGCAGGAGAAGAGGGAGGAGGUGAACCGCCCCGAGGACAUCAAGGAUAUGACACGGGAGCAGAUCGGAGGAGAGAAGGUCGCCCUGCAGAAAGCUCUCCUCUACUACGAGAGCAUUCACGGCCGACCAGUCACCAAAAGCGAGAGGCAAAUCAUGAAGCCCCUCUACGACAGAUAUCGCCUGGUCAAGCAGAUCCUGUGCAGAGCCUCCACCAUCCCGGUCAUUGGCUCUCCCUCCAGCAAGCGCAGAGGGCCGCUCCUUCAGCCCAUUAUCGAGGGCGAAACCGCACUCUUCUUCGACGAUAUCAAGGAGGAAGAGGACGGCUCCGAGGACGACGGAGACUCAAAGACUCAGUUCACCGUGACCGUCCGGCCCGACGUCAGCGCUCAGCUCGGCUUCCUGGACCACAUGGACGAGGAGGCGGACGGUUUCAUUUCACCGGUGGAUGAACUGUCUCCGUCCAAAGGCACGACGGACAUGAGGCUGUCCAACCUACACUCCGCCACCACGGAGGAACUUGUGGAACAGCUCCAGGAGACCAGGGAGGAGAAGAAGAGAAUCCGCAAAAACCUGAAAGAGUUUGAGGACCAGUUCUUUAGACAAAACGGAAGAAAUGUGCAGAAGGAGGACCGCUCCCCGUUGGCAGCGGAGUACAACGAAUACAAGCACGUUAAAGCCAAACUGCGGCUGCUGGAAGUGCUCAUCAGCAAAAGAGACUCGACUAAGUUAAUGUGAGGAAGAAGAAGAAGAGAAGAGACUCUAAAAGGAUUGUUGCUUAGUCAUACACAUCUCACCCUGCAGGAGAAUAAGAUCUGGUUUCCCUGUUUCCGUCGCCAUGUGUGCUGCUCAUGUUUCGGGCUCGGGGAAGCAGCGUGUUAGUCCGAUCUGUCGAGCGCAGCCGGGUCUUCCUCUGACGCCCGCAGAGAGCCGGCGACCCCACGACCCACGACUGCUUCACCUGAGAAGUCACGUUCCAACCGAACCUCCUCACCCUGACGAGAGACUGGACGCCAGGGGCACAAAAAUGACCCAGAAUCACACUUGACACUGCUCAUAAUUUAUUUCUAUUCUUUUGAAAAGUUUCUAUCAGAACAAAAGUUAUUUUUUUCCGCACGCUUUUACUGUAGAAAGUCUUAAAGCAACAACAACCUUGUUAGUAAAAGAGUAAAUAUGAACGCACUGCUAUUUUUUAAAAGAAGGAUUUCUGCGAUCGAGAUUUGUGUAUUUUUUUAAGGGAGACGUUAAUAUUUGUAGAACUUCAAAUCAGCUGAACCGCAUUCACUAAACCGAUAAGUUUUCUCUAUUUCAGUUCUGACCAUUAUGUAAUGUCUGAAAUAAUCUUAUGUUGCCUCUCUGGAGGUCAAAUUGAGUAUUUGCUCACUAAAAAGAAGUGUUUUUUUUAUUUUAAUACAACCCAGAGAACCAAAAAUGGUUCAAAUGUUCAUCAUAUUCGGUAUAACCAGCGUAUUUGUUGUGAUCACUGCUACAGAAGUGUAUAUUUCUGUAUGGUUCUUUUUCCGCCCAUUUACUUCAUGUCAAAUAAGCUAUUUCUCUUGAAAUCACUGGUAUGUUUAUGCUCUCGCUGAUCGGAGCCGACGAGGCCGUUUGUUAGACGAGUCUGGAGGACAGAAAGUAAAUGGUCGCUCCCAGCGGCCUGUGUUUCCUUCUCGUCCCCUCCAGAGAUCAUAUCCUUCUUUUGUAAAUAUGGAUCACUGUGUAUGUUUACAUUUCUGUGAGCGAGUACUUCUUUCCCUCUCUUUCUCCAAAAUGGAUGAUUAAUUGGUGUGAAUUUGGUUUUUACUGAAUUCAAACACUGGCAAGGCUUAAUGAGUUUUGAGUGUGUACAUUUUAGUACAUAAAUUGUAUUUGUAUUUUGUACAUAUUAUGAAUGAAAUCAUAUUUUUACUGAA